CCUCUGGGUAAGAUGAAGGAGGAACACUGGAAGUGGAGCGCCUGAACACACCGCCAGACUCUGAAACCUAUUAACAUUGUUUGGGCCGUUAGGGCGGUUGGCGGCAACUCGCCGGCGGGCGGCAGUUGCGUCGCACCCCGAAGCGUGCCUAGGCGCACGCUCCCCUCCGCUCCUCCACUCAGAGAGCAGGAGGGGCGGAGGGUGGGGAGUGGGGGGGAGGGGAAGAGAACGCGGAGGUCGGUGGAACUACAACUCCCGCAAGGCUUUGCGCGACCAGGGUGCUUUACAAUAGAAGCUCGGUUGGCGAGGCCUGCGGAGAGGUGCCGGAACUGUCGUUUCCGGCAUGUUCAGGUCUUCAAGAACGACCGAUCAGUGGAGGGCGGGGGAGAGACUCCAAUGCCCAGCGGGCCAUGCGCGGGCAGCGCUUGCGCGAACCGCGGACGGGGGGGCGGUCGGGCCAUUUAAAUGUGUGUUUGUGGGUGAAAUGGCUGCGCAGGUCGGAGCGGUUCGCGUAGUACGGGCGGUGGCGGCGCAGGAGGAGCCGGACAAAGAGGGGAAGGAGAAACCCCAUGUUGGGGUUUCGCCGCGAGGAGUGAAGCGGCAGCGCCGGGCGAGCAGCGGGGGUUCUCAGGAGAAGCGGGGGCGACCGAGCCAGGACCCCCCUCUCGCUCCCCCUCAUCGGCGGCGUCGUAGCCGCCAACAUCCCGGGCCGCUGCCUCCAACGAAUGCCGUCCCAACCGUCCCAGGCCCUGUUGAACCUCUGCUCCUGCCGCCUCCGCCGCCACCGUCGCUGGCACCCGCCGGGCCCGCUGUCGCUGCCCCGCUCCCGGCCCCAGGCACCUCGGCCCUCUUCACCUUUUCGCCCCUGACGGUGAGCGCGGCCGGGCCCAAGCAUAAGGGCCACAAGGAGCGGCACAAGCACCAUCACCACCGCGGCUCCGAUGGUGACCCCGGUGCCUGCGUUCCGGGCGAUCUAAAGCACAAGGACAAGCAGGAAAACGGCGAGAGGAGCGGAGGGGUGCCUUUGAUCAAGGCCCCCAAGAGAGAAACAGCAGAUGAAAAUGGUAAAACCCAGAGAGCUGAUGAUUUUGUCUUGAAGAAAAUAAAGAAGAAAAAGAAAAAGAAACACCGAGAAGACAUGAGAGGAAGACGCCUUAAAAUGUACAAUAAGGAAGUACAAACCGUCUGUGCAGGCCUGACCCGAAUCAGCAAAGAAAUUCUCACCCAAGGACAGCUAAAUAGCACUUCAGGAGUUAAUAAGGAGUCCUUCAGGUAUUUGAAGGAUGAACAGCUGUGCAGAUUAAAUUUGGGCAUGCAAGAAUAUCGGGUGCCCCAGGGAGUACAGACACCUUUUACAACGCACCAAGAACAUUCUAUUCGCAGAAAUUUCUUAAAAACAGGUACUAAAUUUAGCAACUUUAUUCAUGAAGAACACCAGUCCAAUGGUGGUGCUCUUGUCCUUCAUGCAUACAUGGACGAACUCUCAUUUUUAUCUCCAAUGGAGAUGGAGAGAUUUUCAGAGGAGUUUCUUGCUUUGACAUUCAGUGAAAAUGAGAAAAACGCUGCCUACUAUGCUUUAGCAAUAGUGCAUGGAGCGGCUGCUUAUCUCCCAGACUUCCUGGACUACUUUGCUUUUAAUUUUCCCAACACUCCAGUGAAAAUGGAAAUUUUGGGCAAGAAAGAUAUUGAAACAACCACCAUUUCAAAUUUUCAUACUCAGGUCAACAGGACAUAUUGCUGUGGUACCUACCGAGCAGGUCCUAUGCGGCAGAUAAGUCUUGUUGGAGCAGUAGAUGAAGAAGUUGGUGAUUAUUUCCCAGAGUUCCUGGAUAUGUUAGAAGAAUCACCAUUUCUGAAAAUGACUUUGCCCUGGGGUACACUUUCCAGCCUCCAACUACAAUGCAGGUCUCAGAGUGAUGAUGGGCCUAUUAUGUGGGUGAGGCCAGGAGAGCAGAUGAUCCCUACAGCAGACAUGCCAAAGUCACCCUUCAAAAGACGACGAUCAAUGAAUGAAAUUAAAAAUCUUCAGUACCUACCUCGGACAAGUGAACCCCGAGAAGUCCUCUUUGAAGACAGGACAAGAGCUCAUGCCGAUCAUGUAGGUCAGGGGUUUGACUGGCAAAGCACGGCUGCUGUUGGGGUUUUGAAGGCUGUACAGUUCGGUGAAUGGAGUGAUCAGCCUCGCAUAACCAAAGAUGUGAUUUGUUUUCAUGCUGAGGAUUUUACUGAUGUUGUACAAAGACUUCAGUUAGACCUUCACGAACCUCCAGUUUCUCAGUGUGUACAGUGGGUGGAUGAAGCAAAACUAAACCAAAUGAGGCGAGAAGGCAUUCGCUAUGCUAGAAUUCAGCUGUGUGACAAUGAUAUCUACUUCAUCCCUAGAAAUGUCAUUCAUCAGUUCAAAACAGUGUCAGCAGUAUGCAGCUUAGCCUGGCAUAUAAGGCUUAAACAAUACCACCCUGUUGUGGAAACCGCUCAAAACACAGAGAGCAAUUCCAACAUGGACUGUGGUUUAGAAGUUGACUCCCAAUGUGUGAGAAUAAAAACUGAAUCUGAGGAUAGAUGCACAGAGAUGCAGCUUUUGACAACUGCUUCAUCCUCUUUCCCACCUCCAUCAGAACUUCAUCUACAGGAUCUGAAGACUCCGCCUGUUCCAGUUUUCAAGGUGGAGAGCAGACUGGACUCUGACCAGCCACACAGUCUGCAGGCACAUCCAAGCACUCCUGUGUGAUAUAUCCGAUUUCCCCAUCUCCCACUUGCCAUCCAGCAGAUGCCAUCCUGUCAUCUAAGCUGGUCAUUACUAAUAAACAAGGAGACUGUCUCCUGACAGCCAGCACUGUGUAAUCACUCAGGAACCAGCGGAUCUGCAAAGACCUACAAUCAAACGCAAAUCUCCAUUUUCCUUUUACAAAACAUUCUACCCUCACUUCCAGUAUAAACAUAUUAAAAGAAUAUAAAAAUGCUGAAAAUCAUGUACGAAUGAAGUCAUUGUAUAUUAGAUUGCAAUAGAAUGGAAAGAAACAUUUAGCUAGUAAUGUAUCUGGAAACCCUGAAUGUCCUAUGUGAGUAUUAGAUUUUGAUAGCAUGCUUUAAAGACUGAUGAAUAUUAAAGCAGAAGCUUUGAGUUUCUUGCUGCUUUCAAAACUGUGUCCUAGUUGAGUGAUACAAAUGAUCGCAACUUUUCUAAAUCAUUAAACUAUUUGGUUGGUGGAGUGAGGCGUGGAACAGUCUGGCAUCCUUGGAUUUGUAAAGUAGUGAUGGCAGUGAAGUUGUUACUGAAAUUGAAGCUGAUCUUCCUUUCUGGUAUGUUAUCUGUUGUGCCAGCCCUUGAGAUUACUUGCAGAAUGUGGCUAUAAGUUUUAGUACUUUGUGGAUCAGAGGGAUAUUUUAAAAAUAUGCUAAUCGAAAGGACCUAAUAAAUUAAUAUUCCUAACAGCAAAUAGAAUGAUUUUAUGGUAACCAUUAAAAAAGAUAAAAGUCUUCCCCUGUCCCAGAGGUCAUUCUAUAAUUAUCAAGAUAGGAUAGGAGUUAGGGUUACGACUCUGAGAGAUGUCCCAAAUUCAUAAAGCAAUAAUAACCUGUAUAUUGGUUCCCUCUUCCAAAAUAACUCUUGAAAAAUGAAUUCUUAGGCUUAAUUGUACUUUGCUUAUUCAGUACUUACAAGUUUUACUGGUAAAUUACUUUUACUCUAAGACUUUUGGAAAGUGCCCUGUACCCUCAGAAACAGUUGGACUAUCAGUUCACAAAUAUUACAAGCUCUUGUAUUGGGAAAGGAGCUAAACUUUAGGAAACAAUGUAUCAGUCUUAACAGGCAUAAAGAUCUCACCUAAUGACUUGAGAAACUUUUGCUUAGUGCUUUUUUUUCCCUGUAUAAAUAUUGUCUAGAAGGAAAAGUUAAUAUAGGAACAAGACUCCAAAAUCCAUGAAAAUAUGUUCCUAGUGAAUAUAUCCUUUAUUAUUAAUAUUCACCCAUUAUAUUUUCAUCUGUAUUUGCCUUUUAAAUUCAUUUGCAUCUAUUAAGGAUAAUUAGGAUUACUGAGUUUGUGUUUUUCUAAUAAAUCUGUUUCAUCCUUUCAGUAGCACAUGCCAGAGGUUCACAUUUGUGCUAAGUUUCAUGUUUUCAAGACAGUCUGUAGUUGUAUUUACUGGUCAUGCAAGUAGAGGAGAUACACACCACCAGUGUUUUUCUUAAGUGCAUAAAGGACUUAUCCUCAUCCUGGAAGUCUGUUGCUUUAAAAGCAAGUAUCCAUAAAUAUGGCCUUCCAUUUUAAAAAUCUUCAUAAAUUUUUUAGGAUCCACUUGUGCAUGUAGUUGAGACCACUGUCUCUUAAAAUAUAGCACUUUUCAAUUCUCUCUGAAGAAAUACUUAAGUACUACUAUCACACGUUGUAAAUUUUCAUGUAAUAGUGUUUUCUGUGACUAAACUUCAUUUUGAUUGGCAGCUAAGACUUUUUUUCCUGUGGCUUUAAUUUAUCUAAGAGGUCUUUGCAUAUAGAUGAAAUGUUUAAUUUGCCUGGCGGACUAUUUGCGUUUGUGUGGCCUUAGUUUGUUUAUUGACAUUAACAAGUGUUUUAAAAGGUUUUUAAUGAAUAGUCUUAAAUCUAAAUUUGUGUGAAUAAUUCUUUUAACACAGUGCUUUUUUUGUAGCUGUCUGAGUGUGUUAAAUUGUUAAGCUAUUUCUUUGUAAAGUAGGACAAUGGAAUGCAUAGGUUUUUUUUCCCUGUAAAGUAUUUUUUUAAUAAACAAAGUCUGAUUUGUCCUUUACUGAUGUUUCAAAAUGAA
Molecule: messenger RNA, 4782 nt
Organism: Grammomys surdaster
Lineage: Eukaryota; Metazoa; Chordata; Mammalia; Rodentia; Muridae
Gene: Rsbn1
Product: round spermatid basic protein 1
Exons: 8
Coding region: 344-2731 (795 amino acids)
Cellular component (GO): nucleus
Source: RefSeq, a predicted model, not a curated record